Striga hermonthica is the source of this 1854-nucleotide messenger RNA. The record is from the annotation of a GenBank genome assembly. NCBI's taxonomy places the organism in Eukaryota, Viridiplantae, Streptophyta, Magnoliopsida, Lamiales, Orobanchaceae.
AUGAGAGGAAAAUGUAGUAUUUUGGCUUGUGUUUGGUUUGCACUCCUUGGAUCUUGUUUGGCGAGAUUUGUCGUUGAGAAGAACAGUUUGAAGAUAACAUCACCUGACUCGCUGAAAGGUGUUCAUGAAUGUGGAAUUGGGAAUUUUGGGGUGCCCGAGUAUGGAGGUACAAUGGUGGGAACUGUGUUGUACCCCAAAUCCAACCAUAAGGCGUGCAAGAGUUUCGACGAUGGCGAUGUUUCCUUCAAGCACAAGCCCGGUGGCAUUCCAAUUUUCCUGCUUGCCGACAGGGGAGAUUGCUAUUUCACGCUGAAAGCGUGGAAUGCUCAGAACGGUGGGGCCGCAGCCAUUCUAGUAGCAGACGAUAGAGUCGAGCCUCUUAUCACCAUGGACACCCCCGAGGAAGAAGACGCACGUGCAGAUUAUCUGCAGAACAUAACUAUUCCAUCUGCACUCAUUAGCAAGGAGCUCGGUGACAAAAUUAAAAACGAACUAGCUAAUAGCCGUAUGGUCAGCAUAAAUCUCGACUGGAGAGAAGCUCUCCCACACCCAGACGAGCGAGUUGAGUACGAGCUCUGGACCAACAGCAAUGACGAGUGUGGCCCCAAGUGCAAUGCCCAGUUGGAUUUCGUCAAGGAUUUCAAAGGGGCUGCCCAGAUACUGGAGCAGAAAGGAUACACUCAGUUCACCCCGCAUUACAUAACUUGGUAUUGUCCCGAGGCUUUUAUACUGAGCAAGCAGUGCAAGUCUCAGUGUAUAAACCACGGGCGGUAUUGUGCACCCGAUCCCGAGCAGGAUUUCAGCAGAGGGUAUGACGGGAAGGAUGUUGUCGAGCAGAAUUUACGCCAGGCGUGCUUUUUUAAGGUAACGAACGAGAGUGGGAAGCCGUGGCUUUGGUGGGACUACGUAACGGAUUUUUCAAUCCGUUGCCCGAUGAAGGAUAAGAAGUACACUGAAGAGUGUGCUAAUGAAGUCAUUCGGUCAUUUGGUGUUGAUGUAAAGAAAAUUGAUGAAUGUGUUGGAGACACCGAGGCAGAUGUCGACAACCCAAUUCUAAAAGCCGAACAAGAAGCACAGAUCGGGAAGGGCACACGAGGAGAUGUUACUAUCUUGCCAACUCUUGUUAUGAACAAUAGACAAUAUAGAGGCAAGCUGGACAAGGGAGCAGUUCUCAAGGCAAUUUGUUCAGGCUUUGAGGAGACUACAGAACCCGCAAUUUGUUUGACUAGAGAUAUAGAAACAAAUGAAUGUUUGGAGAACAAUGGCGGAUGCUGGCAGGAUGAGGCCACAAACAUAACUGCUUGCAGGGAUACUUUCCGAGGAAGGGUUUGCGAGUGCCCCAUUGUGCAAGGUGUGAAAUACAUUGGCGAUGGUUAUACUCAUUGUGAAGCUUCUGGUUCAUUGAGAUGUGAAAUAAAUAAUGGAGGAUGUUGGAAGGGGACAAAAGACGGAAGAACAUAUUCAGCAUGCAUUGACGAUCACACAAAAGGCUGCAAAUGUCCAGCAGGGUUCAGGGGUGAUGGAGUUAAUAACUGUGAAGAUAUUGAUGAAUGCAAAGAAAAGCUAGCUUGCCAGUGUCCGGAGUGCAAAUGCAAGAACACUUGGGGGAGUUUUGAGUGCAGUUGCAGUAACAACUUAUUAUACAUACACGAACACGACACGUGUAUAGGUAAAGAAUCUACUGCACGAUAUAGCUGGAGCUUUGUGUGGGUGAUUAUUCUUGGUUUGGCUUUAGCAGGAGUUUCAGGGUAUGCGCUCUACAAGUAUAGGAUCCGGAGAUACAUGGAUUCUGAGAUUCGAGCAAUCAUGGCGCAGUAUAUACCGUUGGACAAUCCAGGGGAAGUUCAUUCUUAA